UUACAGCCUUGAAAAACACCUCAAAAUAAAUAAAUUUUGUAUCAAUUCACUUUGCCGCUUGUUUUAUUUCCCAUGGUACCAACAAAACACAAAAAUCCCUUUUCAGCCAUCUUGAAACGCAAGUAGACAGAAAAUGCCGUCUGUGACGCUGAAGGACGUCGACCAGCACAAGUUCGUCAAGGCUUUUGCCCAGUUUCUCAAAAAAACUGGCAAAUUGCGUGUUCCUGAAUGGGUCGAUUUAGUUAAGACUUCGCGAGCCAAGGAGUUGGCGCCCUACGACCCUGAUUGGUACUACACCCGGUGUGCCGCCGUUGUGAGACACAUUUACAUGAGGUCCCCCAUUGGUGUGGGUUCUGUGACUAAAAUUUUCGGAACGCGUAAACGCAACGGGACCAAGCCGUCACACUUUUGCCGCUCUGCCGGGAGCAUAGCGCGAAAAGUCCUCCAAAGUCUGGAAGGGCUCAAGCUUAUUGAGAAGACACCAACAGGAGGUAGGGAGCUGACCCAGCAAGGACGACGUGAUUUGGACCGGAUUGCGGCUCAGGUGAAGGCUAAAGAGCGUAAAGCGUUAAAGUCUGCCGCUGCUGUUAUUGCGCUAUGAGUGAAUAAAUAAGGUUUUUUAAGAGA
Molecule: messenger RNA, 627 nt
Organism: Tribolium castaneum (red flour beetle)
Lineage: Eukaryota; Metazoa; Arthropoda; Insecta; Coleoptera; Tenebrionidae
Product: small ribosomal subunit protein eS19
Exons: 3
Coding region: 134-601 (155 amino acids)
Biological process (GO): translation; ribosomal small subunit assembly
Cellular component (GO): cytosolic small ribosomal subunit; ribosome
Molecular function (GO): structural constituent of ribosome; RNA binding
Source: RefSeq, a predicted model, not a curated record